AUGCUUGCAAGCAACUACUCUACAAUAAUGUCAACGGCCGCACUCUUCUUGCCGGCGCUGCUCCUACUGCCGUCGUUGUUGGCAGCCACCGCAGCCGCGGAGGGCCGCACCAUCACCGUGUCACCGACAUGUCAGGGUAGCUGUGGCGGCGUCGACAUCCCUUACCCCUUCGGCAUCGGCGCCGGCUGCUACCGCCAUGGCUUCGAGAUCAACUGCACAGACGCUGGCGGCGCUGGCCCCGUGCCGCUCCUCGCCAACACGUCCAUCCCGGUGGUCAGCCUCUCCGCCGAUCCACCCGAGUCACGGGUGCUGCUUCCCAUUAGGUGGCAGUGCUAUAAAGUGAACGUCUCCGACGGUAAAGUGGUAGGCAAUAUGGAGGACACGAGCUUCUUCAACCACCAGAAGAACAUACCUAGCCAAGGCAUAUACCGCAUCUCCAACAAGCACAACGUGCUCUUCGUCCUCGGCUGCGCCACCAUCGGCAUCGUGAUGACCUUCAAGAACCAAACACUGGCCUACUCCUCCGGGUGCAUGUCCUUCUGCCGCAGUGCCACUGCAGCACAGGACGGCCAGUGCGCCGGCGACGGGUGCUGCAAGGUAGCCAUCCAGCCGGAGGUCACGAGCGUCGUGUUCGAGUUCCCCAACAUCAGGAAAGAGAUGCCACAAAUGCUCAACUACAGCCCAUGCGACUACGCCUUCAUCGUUGACGAGGACAACUACACCUUCCAGAGCUCCGACCUGCGGCACAUGGACAGAACCCGGACCAUGCCGGCGCGCCUUGACUGGGCUAUCCGUGAAAUGCCGUCCUGCGCCCACGCCAAGGACGCGGCAGAUCAGUACGCCUGCAAGAGCAAUCACAGCGAGUGCGUCGACUCCACCAAUGGGACUGGCUAUGCCUGCAAGUGCUCCCAAGGCUACGAGGGCAACCCAUACCUUGUCGGCGAAAGCGGAUGCACCGAUAUCAAUGAAUGCGACGAUCAAAGGAAGUAUCCUUGCUGGGAGCCGGGAAGGUGUGCGAACAACGAAGGAUCUUACGACUGCACCUGUCCUCCGGGUUCUCAUAACCAUGAUGCCAAAAUAGAAAAGUGUACUUUACUUCCUUCAAAUUUCCCACUGGCAGCAAAGAUCACCAUAGGUGUCAUUUUGGGCUCCUCCUUAUUAGUUGUUGCUCUACUUUCGACGCUACUGAGGCUCCAAAGGAGAAGAACGAAGGGCUUUUUUAAAAAGAAUGGAGGUUUGGUCCUUCGAGAUGUGAGAACUUUAAAUAUCUUCACAAAGAAGGAGAUAAACAAAAUCACCAAGAACCAAUCAGAGGUCCUUGGUAAAGGGUGCUUUGGCAAAGUAUACAAAGGGAUUCUUCCAGAUGGUACGACAGUGGCAGUAAAAACCUCCAUCAAGAUAAACAAAGUUCGAAAGGAGGAAUUUACCAAGGAAGUGGAGAUCCAGUCACAGAUGAUCCACAAGAACAUCAUCAAACUUAUCGGCUGCUGCUUGGAGGUGGAUGUUCCGAUGUUGGUGUAUGAGUUCGCUGCUAAUGGGAGUCUGCAAGACAUUCUCCAUGGUAAAACUCGGCUCGCUAAUUUCCCACUAGACCUGCGUCUGGAUAUUGCAAUUGAUGCUGCAGAAGGGUUAACUUACAUGCACUCAUCAACAAGUCAUACCAUCCGGCAUGGCGAUGUCAAGCCAGCCAACAUACUUUUAGAUGAAAAGAACAUGCCCAAAAUCUCAGAUUUCGGGACAUCGAAGUUUCUUACAAAGGAGAAAGAUCACACCGGGCUUGUUGUAGGCAGCAUGGAAUAUAUAGACCCGAUGUUCCGUGAAACGGGACAAUUAACACAGAAGAGUGAUGUUUACAACUUCGGAGUUGUACUCUUGGAACUCAUCACCAGAAAGCCAAUUGUGUAUGAUGGAAAUCAUAGGCUCAUAGUUGAUUUCUGUGAUGUUUAUCAGAAAGAAAACAGUGGAGAGGCAAUGUUUGACAAAGAUAUUGCAACCGAAGAAGAUACUUACAUACUGGAAGAGAUUGGCAGAUUGGCUGUAAAGUGUUUAGCACACGUUGUAGAAGAUCGUCCAGAGAUGAAGGAGGUAGCAGAACGACUUGCCAUGCUUAGAAGAGCUAGGAGAAGUGGGAACAUAAACAACAAAAGCCCCAAUUACUUUGAGGAAAUUUAAGGUGCUCCCUAGAGCAUUGCUUCUGAGAUUAGUUAACUACUCAAAAAAAAAAAAGUACCGUAUUUCUGUAUCUUAUAUCUUCAGUGUAAUGAAUAUUGACUAUUGUAUCGCGCCGUAAAGUCUGUUGCAGUGAAUAGUUAUCAAACAUACCUGGUAGCUUUGUUGGUGUACAUCACCUUGUUCUUCGAAGUGUUAAUAUGUUGUACACUAGUUCUAAAUGACAACAUAGAGAUCGACAUCUGCCUGGAGUAAAUGGUUAAUUCCUAGAGUUUUCUUGACGGCAUGUGACAUUCAGUACCUUAGAAUCCCUUUUAGGAUUGUCGAAACCGACAUCCAUUGAAAACAGAGCAUAUCAGAGUUAUAUGACACGACACUGUGAUGCAUAGGAACAUUGUCGUGUGUAAAUCCUCCCUAUCUAUUUUAAUUAAUAAAAACAAGCGAAAAAUUAAGCAUGGAGCACUUGAAGAUGCACUGACAACUAAACUGCGCAGCUCUAGGAAGUUAAGGCAAAGCUGAUUGGUGCUACAAUAUAUCAGGAAUCACAGAGAAUAACAUGUGCUGCUAAAAAGGAAAUUCAAUGGAAGACAACACUGGUGGAGACUACUGAAUGCUAAAAUGAAUCUAACAAUAAAUUAAGGGUCAUCCGCUAUUCUCAAUUGGGGAAGUUUCAGAAAUUGAAAAGUUGGAGCACUCACGCUAGGGCGGGU
Messenger RNA from Aegilops tauschii subsp. strangulata, 2879 nucleotides. RefSeq names its product wall-associated receptor kinase 2. Gene Ontology annotation, cellular component: plasma membrane. Lineage: Eukaryota; Viridiplantae; Streptophyta; Magnoliopsida; Poales; Poaceae. The record is from RefSeq and is a predicted model, not a curated record. Gene Ontology annotation, molecular function: protein serine/threonine kinase activity; calcium ion binding; ATP binding. Gene Ontology annotation, biological process: cell surface receptor signaling pathway; protein phosphorylation.